AUGAACACCCUCCCAGUCAUGCUCCGCGGUGCCAGUAAGAUCGGUUGGUACGAAGGUAGCGGUUUCUUCCUGAUGAUGAGCAUCCUCAAUUACAAAUGGUCGGUUACUGGUAUCUACGAUGUGUACGACAAGAGCAUCGCAGGCAUCUUGACAGGUAUGCUAGCUGCUGCUGGUGCGGCUUACUGGAAGAGCAACGAUAAACCUACAGCCAUUACACUGGCUGUUGUUGCAAUUUUGCAGGGACUUGGUAUGAGAAAUGGUUCGUAUUCCCGUUUUGCGGUCAACUACCUCAUAAAAGCAAAAUACAUUAUCAUUACUGCUAUGCCAGGCCCCACUGUUGAGCCUGCUAUCGAAGAAACCAUCAUCGUAAACUUGUAA
Molecule: messenger RNA, 378 nt
Organism: Alternaria postmessia
Lineage: Eukaryota; Fungi; Ascomycota; Dothideomycetes; Pleosporales; Pleosporaceae
Exons: 3
Coding region: 1-378 (125 amino acids)
Source: RefSeq, a predicted model, not a curated record